AUGGUCAACGGAUGUCGAAUCGAGAUCUCCCCGCUCAAGUCUCUGAGCUUCUAUGCUGACGACAUCAUUGUCUGGGCCAAUCGAGGCAGUGAUGCCGACCUGGAGCACAACCUACAGUCGGCCAUUAACAUCAUCGACUCCUAUAGUUCAACGCUGCCGGGCGACUGGAAGGCUGCGAAGGUGAUUCUAGUCCGCAAGUCUGACGUGGCGAGGCCUCUGUCAGAGGAAGACCGGCAGUUUCCAGCUGGUGACUGGUCUCCAGUCGGGCCGUCAUCGUCGUCGCGACCUGCCAGCGCCGCCCCCACGAGCGGUGGCCGGUCGGUCCCAUCACCACAGUCGGCCCCUUCACCACAGUCGGCCCCUUCACCGCAGUCACUGGCAAGCGGUCGUGGCGACUGUCAGGUGCUGCUGGGCGACGCGCCGAGGAGGAGCAGGACGGCGUCCAGCUUGGACGACUCGUUCAUGCGCGAGCUGAAAGACCGGCUGCGCCUGAAGGCCAUGCUCCGGCUGCGACAGAAGCGCCGCCAAUGGGCCGAGGGUAAAGCCGGCCCGUGCGAAACUGACGACGCCAACAGCACCGUGUCACCGUCGAACCCGACGCCCGUCACGCAGACCGGUCACUCUGUCGUGUCGUCGGCAGCUCGAACGCCCGUAUCAGACCUGCACGGCAGACGCACAUCGCUUGCCGCUGCAGGGUCGAGCAGCGCUUCGCUGUGCUGCCCAGAGGACUACGAGGAGUCGGUUCGCCACACGGUGGCGUUGGGUUGGGACAUGCCGGCCGCGGUCGUGGUGGCCGCCACGCCCCCCGAAUCGGUGUGCUCGGACACACAUUUGAGCUUGCACGUUCCGGCUUCCAACGACGAUUCGCCUGGCGUCAGCUGCCCACCAGAUGCGCCGCCCGCAUUUAUGGCUGCCGGCGGCAACUCAACUGCUCUACAGGCUUUGCGGUCCGCCACUCCUCCCCGGCUCAAGCUAACGUCGACGAGGCCAGCGCCAUCAGCCUGCAGGACGACGGUGGUCUCGGAGGAGCAGGACACCCGCGUGAUCUCGGAGGCCGCAGUUCUCACAGCCUGUGCAGGGGAUGCGUGGACUCCCCAGAGCGUGCUGGUGCGGCCAUCAUCGACCAGCGACUCAUACGACUUCGUCACUCCGCCGCCGAUGCGCUCGGGUGCCAGGAGCACUGCCACCGAAAUACAGAUGAGCCGCCGGUCGUCGGGAGUGCAAACCGAGGCAUGCAGCAGCGUCAGCCGGGCCACCACUGCCAAGAUGGGAAGCUCGUUCUGCGAAGCGUACGACAGAGACUCCCAGAUGAUGCGGGUGCUGAUGGCGGGCAACGCGCACUACCUGCGCGAGCGGUCGGCCUCGUUCGGCCGCACGUCGACGCUGGACGAGACGCUGUACAUCUGCCAGCAGAUCGGCCAGCAGCAAGAACCACCCGCGCUCCCUCGGCCGGCCACCGCAGCCUCUGAGGUGUUCGUCACGCGUCGCACCACGGCGCUCGGGUCGUCGUGCGAGGACCGCGAGCCGCUGCGCCUGCGCCACCUCGUGGGGCUGCAGCACCCGCAGGCCUACGUGAUGGCGAGCAGGAGGAGGACGCCCACCGGGAGCCAUUCGCCCAGCGGCGACGAAGGCGUGAGCCGCAGCUCACCGCAGCUGCGACCAAUGCCGCGGCCUCGGCGCCUCCUGGCGGCGAACACGGAACCCAGUGGCCGCGCAUCGGACCCUGGGGUGGUGAGUGAAUCACCGCCGCGCCCGAAGCCUCGGACCAGGCUGCCGCUCAGGGUUCCCGUCAGCCUCAGCUCGACCAGCGAGCGCCACUCGGACUCCAGCGUGCUCUUCGUUCCGGACUCCACGGACCUCGACUGGUCGACCACGCCAUCGCCGCCGCGUUGAAACGAUGUUACCGCGCGCUCACCUUUCAAUAGAACGCCGGGUGCUUCUGCUAUCGAAGGUCCGCAAUGACUGGCCUUCACCUUCAAGCAUCAUCGACGGUGCCCCAGUAUUUCAUGCACGACUGUGCGCGCUAGCCAAGUUCAUUUUUUCCAUCCCUCGAGACGA
Dermacentor silvarum is the source of this 2058-nucleotide messenger RNA. RefSeq lists its product as uncharacterized. The coding region runs from base 1 to 1893 and encodes 630 amino acids. The transcript has 14 exons. NCBI's taxonomy places the organism in Eukaryota, Metazoa, Arthropoda, Arachnida, Ixodida, Ixodidae. The record is from RefSeq and is a predicted model, not a curated record.